Molecule: messenger RNA, 192 nt
Organism: Plenodomus lingam JN3
Lineage: Eukaryota; Fungi; Ascomycota; Dothideomycetes; Pleosporales; Leptosphaeriaceae
Source: RefSeq, a predicted model, not a curated record
AUGCAGAAAAGGUUCGGGGGCCAUGCAGGAGGGAAAUCAGCCGCUCCUUUGGCAACCCUGGACCUGGUCUGUGUGUCCCAACAGUCAACUCCAGGAGAGACGAUAUCAACAUCCAUGCCGGGGUGUACCUACUUGAUGGGGCCCUGCGCAUCACUUUCUGUUCAAGGUCGCCGAACAGUCACCCAGAAAUGA